Molecule: messenger RNA, 1623 nt
Organism: Cryptosporidium muris RN66
Lineage: Eukaryota; Apicomplexa; Conoidasida; Eucoccidiorida; Cryptosporidiidae
Product: RNA recognition motif. family protein
Exons: 1
Coding region: 93-1007 (304 amino acids)
Molecular function (GO): RNA binding
Source: RefSeq, a predicted model, not a curated record
AAAUUUUUUGCAAAUUAGUUCUCUAAGCUACAUUAAGUACUCUUAACUUUCCAGUGAUAAAUAUUAGCUAAGGGUUAAUAUCAGUUAUUAAGAUGAAUAGUUCUACUGCUAAAAGUGAAUACACUGUUUUAGCUACAACCCCCAACUGUACAUUAUAUGUAAAUAACCUGAAUGACCGUGUACCGACUACUGAAUUAGAAAAGAACCUAUUGCAAAAAUUUGGGAAUUUUGGGGAGAUUGUAAAUAUUACUUGUAUGAAAUCUUUCUAUAGACGAGGACAAGCGUGGAUAACAUUCAAAGAUAUAGAAACUGCUUCGAAAGCAUUAACUGCUAUUCAGGGUGUAAAUAUGUUCAAUAAACCUAUCAGAGCUGCUUUUGCUCAUACAACUAGUUAUGGUUCCUCAGUACCAGCAAAAAGAAACAAUGGUAGACCACUAAUACCUAAAGCAGUUCAGUUGAAAUGUGACGGAUACAAGCUAUAUUUAUGCCAAUGGUUAAAACAUGUAAAAUUUAAUGGUACUCUGGCACAUAAUAUAGCUGGUUCACAAGAUAAUGAGAAAAACUCUCCUGCAUCACAAAUAUUGCCUCCGCCAUUACCAUUACCAUUACCAUUACCUCCACCACCACCACCACCACCACCAUUACCACAACUAUCAGUAGCUUCACCAAUACAAACAAAGUGGGAUGCAAGUGCUUUUGGAGGAUCUGCUGAGUCCAGAUUGCGGAGUGGUGUAAAUAAAGCAGCUGUAGUUGCUGCUGCUGCAAAAGCUGCUGCUGCUGCAGUUUCUGCAAAACGGAAGUCUGAUGGUAUUAUUGUCGGCUCACCUCCAGGGCAGUUGCUUAGACUCGAUCAUGAGAAUACUACACUAUGUAAACAAAAUAGCACAGUAUUUGUAGAGGAUAUUCAUGACUCAUGCACAGAAGAGAUGCUUAUGGACAUAUUUAAACUAGAAGAUGGUUUUGUUGAACUACGCUUUAUACCAGUAAGUUAUUAUAACAUAAGGUAAAACAGCCUCUACUCCUAAUUAUUUUUACAUUUUAUUUGUUUAUAGAAUCAUAAUGUUGCCUUUGUAGAUUUUGCUAGUGAAUAUCAUGCUGCAAAAACAAUAACAAAGCUAACUGGCCUUUCUAUACUUUCAAAAGCUAUAAGGCUAUCUUUUUCCAAGAAAAGAACUAGCUUGUCUUGAACAUCACCUCAAAUUACGUCCUGUCUCAUGCCACUACCGUCUUUGCCGACUAGCAAAGUGGGAAGUCACUUUAUUGUAUUAUCUAUUUCCCACUUUCUAAAGUAUUAAAAAGGUGAUUUUGAGGCAACAUGUGUGUACAAUAAUGGAUAUUAAACUAACUGUUCAAUAUUGAAGUGAUAGUUGCCAAUAUUUAUAAAGGGGGGUAUUAAGUGUCGAACUAUAUUGGCGAAGUCUACUAGCCCUCCAAUAUAAAAGUGGCAAGUUACCCCUAUAAAUUUGAAAAGUUUACCUAAACUUAAUUAAGUCCACAUAUUGUCAUGAUGAUAUUCUUAGGACACCUACGGACAUGGCUUAUUGUAGCUAUGCUUGAGUUCAAAGCGGUUAUCCCUGUCUGAACAAUAUUUGGCAUGUUAUGUAAAAGACUAUGACUAUAAUU